AUGAUGUCCAAAGAACGUUCCUCGGAGUACUAUUCUCACAGCUCAUCCUCCGGGGGUUUUUCCUUUUCAAAGGUGAGGCUACUACUACAUCUAGGCUUGAUCGGUAAAGAGACACUUGGCGAAAGGACACCGUCGUACCGGUACAGGUGA
This is a messenger RNA of Plenodomus lingam JN3, 150 nucleotides long. Lineage: Eukaryota; Fungi; Ascomycota; Dothideomycetes; Pleosporales; Leptosphaeriaceae. The record is from RefSeq and is a predicted model, not a curated record.